UUUCACGACAUGCCUGACUGGUCCUCAAAUGCAGAGAUUCUCAAAGAUAGCGGUAUCUUUGUGAAGCUUCAGCAUGCUCUACUGGGCCUCUAUGCUUGGGAGUGGUUCAUUUCACUACCCUUCGAUUGGGAGGUUAUCACUGGGCGAAAAAGAUUCCGAUGGCCUCUGAUAUUCUACUUCGCGAAUAGGUACCUCUUACUCGGUGCCCUGAUUGGAAUAGCCAUUGGGUUCGAUACCUUCGAAGAAAUCAAUUGCCAGUCAUUAUAUACGUUCAACCAACUGGCCGGAGAUGCUGCUGUUGGUUUUGCGAGUAUCAACCUAUCGCUACGGACCAUUGCGAUCUGGUCGCAGAACACUUAUAUCAAGGUCUUCCUGGUCGUGAUCAUCUUAGGCCACUGGAGCCUGAUUCUUCAAGGUGUUCUUCUUGAUGCGCAAUGGUCCAACGAGCUCGGUACUUGUGUGAUAAAAGACACCAACACGACCAUCUUGGCAGCGACAUUCACAUACUCGAUGGUUUUCGACCUGAUUGUUUUCUGCCUCAACGCGUACAAGCUCGGUGUCCGACGACGCGGCAAGAGCAAGCUGACUAAAAUGAUUUUCAAGGACGGCUUACUUUUUUUCUUCAUCGCUUUCCUAGCCAACCUAAUCGCGACAAUCUUCAUGUUCCUCAAGCUCAACCCCGUUAUGAGUGUGGUCUUUAAUGUUCCCGCCGCCAUUGCAUCCACCAUCGUUGCCACCCGCGCUGUGCGCCGCCUAACGAACUUCACUAGUCACGGCCCAGAGAUGUAUCAGCCUUCUGCUUCAAGUAGUGGCGCUGUAAGAAGCUACAGCGGUGCGCGGGGCCUGACACAUACCGGUCGAGGAGGUUACAAGGGACAGCAAGGAGUGCAUGUUCAGAUGGAAACCUUUGUACGCGCAGAAGAAGGCUUCGGCAGUCCUACCAGCGAAAGCCCGAUCGCUCUCAAACGACAAGCCGAACAGGGGAGCGUGGAGUACGAUCUCGAGACGAAGGCGCCUGGGGCUUUCUGA
Molecule: messenger RNA, 1029 nt
Organism: Mycena indigotica
Lineage: Eukaryota; Fungi; Basidiomycota; Agaricomycetes; Agaricales; Mycenaceae
Exons: 10
Coding region: 10-1029 (339 amino acids)
Source: RefSeq, a predicted model, not a curated record